UAUUUGUAAGACGGUGCUCAUUGUGUGUUGCACCACUGAAGAAACGGUCGCUUGGAAACAUGGCAGCUACGACAACAACAACUAAAGUCCCAGAGGUCCGAGAUGUCACCAGGAUUGAAAGAAUUGGUGCACACUCCCACAUUAGAGGUUUGGGGCUGGAUGAUGCUUUAGAGCCCAGACAGGUGUCUCAGGGAAUGGUUGGGCAGCUUGCUGCACGAAGAGCAGCUGGUGUGAUUCUGGAAAUGAUUAAAGAGGGGAAAAUAGCUGGAAGAGCUGUGCUAAUAGCAGGGCAGCCAGGCACAGGAAAGACUGCCAUAGCUAUGGGGAUGGCUCAGGCUCUGGGAAUGGACACUCCUUUCACAGCAAUUGCAGGAAGUGAGAUUUUCUCUUUAGAAAUGAGUAAGACUGAAGCUCUCACCCAAGCCUUCCGCCGAUCCAUUGGAGUGCGAAUCAAAGAGGAGACUGAGAUUAUAGAAGGAGAGGUGGUGGAGAUUCAGAUUGAUCGACCAGCUACAGGAACGGGAGCUAAAGUUGGGAAACUAACUCUGAAGACAACAGAAAUGGAGACCAUUUAUGAUCUGGGAACCAAAAUGAUUGAGUGUUUGACAAAAGAAAAAGUGCAGGCUGGGGAUGUAAUUACUAUUGACAAGGCAACCGGAAAGAUCACAAAGCUGGGAAGAUCAUUUACCAGAGCAAGAGACUAUGAUGCUAUGGGAGCUCAGACAAAGUUUGUCCAGUGUCCAGAUGGGGAGCUUCAGAAGAGGAAAGAAGUAGUGCAUACUGUCACGCUACAUGAGAUUGAUGUUAUAAAUAGCCGGACACAGGGUUUUUUGGCUCUCUUCUCAGGUGACACAGGAGAGAUUAAAUCAGAAGUUCGAGAGCAGAUCAACGCCAAAGUGGCAGAAUGGCGCGAGGAAGGAAAAGCUGAGAUUAUCCCUGGGGUUCUCUUUAUUGAUGAAGUGCACAUGCUGGAUAUUGAAUGUUUUUCUUUUUUGAAUCGUGCGCUUGAGAGUGAUAUGGCACCUGUGUUGAUCAUGGCCACAAACAGAGGUAUUACCAGAAUUAGAGGCACCAACUACCAGAGUCCCCAUGGGAUUCCAAUAGAUCUUUUGGACAGAUUGCUAAUUAUCUCUACUAGUCCCUACAAUGAGAAAGAAACUAAACAAAUCCUUAAAAUUCGUUGUGAAGAGGAAGAUGUGGAAAUGAGUGAUGAUGCUUAUACAGUACUGACACGCAUUGGUUUGGAAACAUCCCUUCGUUACUCUAUUCAGCUUAUUACAGCUGCCAACCUAGUCUGCAGGAAGCGUAAGGGCACAGAAGUUCAGGUUGAGGACAUCAAACGAGUAUACUCUCUCUUUCUGGAUGAGUCCCGCUCUACACAGUAUAUGAAGGAAUAUCAGGAUGCCUUUAUGUUCAAUGAAAUGAAAGUAAACCAAAUGGACACUUCAUAGAUGAAACUGCAGGCUCCUGAUUGAUGGAGAAAGCUGAAUCCAAGAACAUAAAAGAAAAUAAAGAUGAAAAAAGUAACCUAGAAUUUAUUUUUUUUUUUUUUUAACUGUUUUAUGGCCUGCCCUUCAUGAGUUUAUCUUGCACUCUAACCUUCAUGGAAGCUGUUGACUGUCAUUUUUGUCACCCUUGUUAAGGCAGCUCAGAAUUACAACAAACAGAUGCCUUCUUCUAAGCACCAGUUACCAUAGCUCAUCUAGUAAUGUAUACAAGCCUGCUCUCCUAAGGCAGCCAACAUAUGUGAUAGAUGAGACAUUGAAAACUUUGGCUUGUUUUUCAAAGCUCUUUGUCUUUAACUCACACCAAAAUUUGAGUGAAGAUCCCCUCUGUUGUAUUAUGCAGAUUUGUUUUUUCAAGCAUUUUGUAAAAUAAAUAGAUUUUAUAUGAAUGAAAA
This is a messenger RNA of Erpetoichthys calabaricus (reedfish), 1900 nucleotides long. It is a transcript of the gene ruvbl2, whose product is annotated as RuvB-like AAA ATPase 2. The transcript has 15 exons. Bases 60 to 1451 code for a protein of 463 amino acids. Lineage: Eukaryota; Metazoa; Chordata; Cladistia; Polypteriformes; Polypteridae. Gene Ontology annotation, biological process: regulation of transcription by RNA polymerase II; box C/D snoRNP assembly; chromatin remodeling. The record is from RefSeq and is a predicted model, not a curated record. Gene Ontology annotation, molecular function: ATP binding; ATP hydrolysis activity; DNA helicase activity. Gene Ontology annotation, cellular component: Ino80 complex; R2TP complex; NuA4 histone acetyltransferase complex.